GGACAAAACAACAAACAACAACCAAAGGACAGAAAAGUUACAGACAAAGGAACCAGCAGUGUUAUUGUUGUGGUAAAAAUAACCACUUGAAAGCGGAGUGUUCUCUAAGAAAUAAAUAUUGCUCGGAAUGUGGUCAACAAGGACACAUAUUCAGAAUGUGUGAAAGAAAGCAACGAAAAACCAACAUUUUGGAACUGGAGACUUCAAAGCCUAUAGAAGAAAAUGAGGAGGCAAUAGAUUCUAUUAAAAAUCUAUAUGAAGAAUAUGAGACAUAUACCUUUAAUAGUACGCACAACAAAUCAUAAAGAGCCAGUUCGCAGAAGUAUUUAGCCCUGGUUGGGGAAAUUUUAAGGGUAAAGAAAUUAGCUUAAAACUUAAACCUGAUUCAAAACCUAUAUGCCUGCCAGUUCGUCGAGUACCAUUUGCUCUUCGGGAAAAAGUAAAUAAUGAAAUUAAAAGGCUCUUGGAACACGAUAGAAUUGAACCAGUUGAACAAAGUGAAUGGGGUACACCAGUGGUUCCUAUCCUUAAACCAGACGGAUCGGUAAGACUUUGUGGGGAUUAUAAACUUACAGUUAACAAAUGUUUAGAAGUCGAUCACUUUCCUUUACCUCAUGUAGAAGAUAUAUUGAAUUCUUUAAAACACGGGGAAUAUUACUGCGAACUAGAUCUCAAAGAAGCGUAUUUACAGGCACGUCUUAGUCCUGAAAGCCAAAACUGUACAACUAUUGUAACAGAGGUAGGAACAUAUAAAUAUAAAUAUUUACCAUAUGGUGUAAGCACAGGGCCAGGAUCAUUUCAACGACUGAUGACAAAUAAGUUGCUUAAUAUACCAAACACUGUUGUAUUCAUUGAUAAUAUCUAUAUAAAAGGAAAAAAUUUACAACAAACAUAUGAUACACUAUGUGCAGUAUUGACAAAAUUACAAGAGUGUGAAUUCAAACUUAAAAUUGAUAAAUGUAAAUUAUUUACAAAUAAUAUAGAAGUUUUUGGUUAUAAUGUAAACAAAAAUGGAAUCAGCAUAAUUAAGUCAAAUGUUAAACCUUUGAUUAAUGCCAAACCACCAACUAGUUUAACCAUGCUGAAAUCAUUUUUGGGAAAAAUUAACUAUUAUAAUCGUUUUUUAAAGGACAUGGCUACUGUAAUAGCACCUUUAUAUGAUUGUACUAAGAAAAAUAAAUUUAUUUGGAGUUCAGAAUGUGAAAAUGCAUUUAAUAACAUAAAAAAAAGACUGGCUAAUGCCAAUAAUUUACGACAUUAUGACCCACAGUUGCCCAUAAUAUUAACUUGUGAUGCGUCAGAUAUUGGUUUGGGUGCGGUGUUGUCAAGUAGAGAUGUUGAUGGUAUUGUCAAACCCAUUGCAUUCGCUAGUAAAAAAUUAAAUGAUGUAGAACAAAGAUAUUCUACCAUUGAUAAAGAGGCUAUGGCUAUCAUUUUUGGUAUAACAAAAUUUUAUAAUUAUAUUUACGGUCGACAUUUUGAACUUGAAACAGAUAAUGCUGCUCUAACGCGAAUAUUAGGACCUACCAAAGGAAUACCAAAAAUGGCAGCCAAGCGGUUGCAACAUUACGCUAUUUUUAUGUCAGCAUUUAACUAUAAAGUACGUCACAUUAAAUCCACUGAGAACCCAGCUGAUUAUCUAUCACGCACGGCAACCAAAACAGAAAAUAUAAAACAUGUUAAUUCAUUAUGUGUAGAUGAAGUAUUAAGUUAUGAAUGUUAUGUAAAUGAUUCCAAAAUCGGCACUAUAAACUGGAAAAUGAUACAACAAGAAAUUAACAAAGAUUUAAGUCUAACUAAGUUGGUUAGGUAUAUGGCAGAUGGGUGGCCAGUCAAGAAAAUGAUCCCAAAGGAGCUUUUACCAUUUUACAAUAGAAAGGAAGAACUUUCACUUGAUAGAGGAUGUGUAUUUUGGGGCUACCGCAUUAUAAUCCCAUGCACACUUAGAGAACAUGUCUUAAAAUAUUUACAUAAAAGCCAUUUUGGAAUCAUACGUAUGAAAGAGAUAGCCCGCUCAUAUUUCUGGUGGCCUAGUCUAGAUGCAGAGAUAGAAAAUAUUACUAAAAACUGCCUUGUUUGUCUGCAAAAUAGUAAAACACCCUCAAAAAUUCAGAAACCAUGGCCUCUGCCCCCCUCCUCUUGGUAUAGAAUUCAUGCCGACUUUCUAGGCCCAUUCUAUAAUAAAAUGUAUUUGGUUGUGGUCGACAGUUACUCAAAAUGGCCGGAAGCUUUUGAAAUGGCAAAUAUUACAUCAACGCGCACUAUAGAGAUAUUCAAGUCGCUAUUUUCAAGAUUUGGGUUACCAGUACAUUUAGUUACAGAUAAUGGAAGAACCUUUACUAGUAAUGAGUUUCAGGAAUUUUGUAAAGAGAAUCAAAUUAGGCACACAUUUACACCACCUUACCAUCCAGCCACAAAUGGCGCAGCUGAAAGAUUUGUUGACACCUUUAAAUCAGCAGUAACUAAAAUUAAAGAAAGUGGCUAUAAUUUAUCAUCAGCAGUCAAUUUGUUUCUGUCGGAUUAUAGAAAUUCACCCCAGCGCACUACGGGAGUGGCGCCAGCUAGAAUUAUGUUAGGGAGAGAAAUCCGAAACCGAUUUAGUCUAUUGCGACCGCCCCCAUUGGAAGAGGUAGUCAGGGAAAAUGUUGACAAACGGCACCAAGGAAAUCGGCAGAUUCAAUUUCAAGUAGGACAAAAAGUAAUGGUUAAAGACUAUAGGAGGGGAGCUAAGCCAUGGACUCUAGGAUUGGUGUUAGAGGAGUGUGUACCAGGUAUGACCUAUAUCAUAGAUGUAGAAGGAGCUCAGUGGAAAAGGCAUGUUAAUCAAAUGUUGCACUGCUCACAGGAAUUAGAGUUACAGUGAGGCUAAUUCCUGUGAACAGUGGCUCUAGUAAAACUAAAUAAGUGAUUUUCAUAUAUAAGUUUAUUCAUUAGAAUAAGUGUGGGAGAGUGUGAGAAACGAAACGUUUUCAGCUUCGGUCUUGCCCGCCCCUCUCCCCUCUCGCUCUGCGGUGUACGCGUCGUUUGCAUAAAAAUAAUGUGAUUGUUUGUAAUGGUGUUAAAGGUAAUAAAA
This is a messenger RNA of Ostrinia furnacalis (Asian corn borer), 3073 nucleotides long. RefSeq lists its product as uncharacterized. The coding region runs from base 809 to 2863 and encodes 684 amino acids. The transcript has 2 exons. Gene Ontology annotation, molecular function: nucleic acid binding. The record is from RefSeq and is a predicted model, not a curated record. Gene Ontology annotation, biological process: DNA integration. Lineage: Eukaryota; Metazoa; Arthropoda; Insecta; Lepidoptera; Crambidae.